CAUUUUUCAGACUCAAGCAGGGUAGGGCGCAGGGCGGCUGGCCCCCGCAAGAAGAGAGAGAGAGAGAGAGACAAGUCUGCUACUUCCCUAGCUGAAUCCAUCAGCUAUCACAAUCAAUUGAUGUCUUCAGAUGAGAUUUAAGGUUGUACUGCGCAUUUAGUUGCUUUGACGCUAAUUCGCCGUCGGUCGUCCAAAAAACAUUAUUACAACCCGACAAAAUGUCAGAGCCUGCGGUGGCCGACACUCGCCGGUUGAAUUCAAAGCCACAGGACCUGACGGAUGCUUACGGCCCCCCCAGCAAUUUCCUGGAGAUAGACGUCUAUGAUCCACAAAUCAUUGGAGUUGGACGAAAUCGUUAUACAACUUACGAAGUUCGUAUGCGGACAAACCUUCCCAUUUUCAAACUGAAGGAUUCCACCGUGAGAAGAAGAUACAGUGACUUUGAAUGGUUAAAGAAUGAGCUGGAAAGAGACAGUAAGAUUGUAGUACCACCUCUUCCGGGUAAAGCCCUGAAGAGACAGUUGCCAUUCCGCGGAGAUGAAGGCCUUUUUGAGGAGUCCUUCAUUGAGGAGCGACGAUCCGGCCUGGAGCAGUUCAUCAACAGAAUUGCAGGUCACCCUUUGGCCCAGAACGAGCGCUGUCUUCACAUGUUUCUGCAAGAGGAGAGCAUUGACCGUAACUACAUUCCCGGAAAAGUAUGAAUGAAAC
This is a messenger RNA of Scomber japonicus (chub mackerel), 708 nucleotides long. It is a transcript of the gene snx12, whose product is annotated as sorting nexin 12. NCBI's taxonomy places the organism in Eukaryota, Metazoa, Chordata, Actinopteri, Scombriformes, Scombridae. Gene Ontology annotation, biological process: late endosome to Golgi transport; endocytic recycling. Gene Ontology annotation, molecular function: phosphatidylinositol-3-phosphate binding. The transcript is spliced from 5 exons. The record is from RefSeq and is a predicted model, not a curated record. Gene Ontology annotation, cellular component: retromer complex; early endosome membrane. The coding region runs from base 219 to 701 and encodes 160 amino acids.